GUACGUUACAUCAAAAACAAAAUUUCUGGUUUGAGUGUAGUCCAGACUAAUUAAGAAAAUAGCGCUAAUAUGGUUGCCGAGGAAGAUAGUUUUGUGCUAUAUGGUCCAAAGACUGAUAUUCCUAUACCAGAUGGAUUAUUGGGGAAUUUUAUGUACAACUCAUUACUAAAUACGAGUGUUAAACAUUUUUGUAUGGUAGACGUAUUUUCUGGAGAAAAGCGCACAUACAGAAGCCUACUGGAAGAUUCCUGCACAUUAGCACAAGCCCUGCGUAAUUUUGGACUACAACCCAACACAAUUGUUUCAAUAAGUAGUGAGAACAACGUGAGGUUCUUUGAGGCAGUUUUAGCUUCUUUGUACGUAGGAGCUACAGUAGCUCCCAUUAAUCAUGUAUAUACAGAAGAUGAGUUAAGACAUGUACUCACACUGUAUCGACCAGAGAUUAUAUUUUGCUCUAAAACAACUAUUAAAAAGUUCUGGAACCUUCAGAAGGAAUUCAGUUUUAUUAAAAAACUGAUAAUAAUUUAUGGUGAUGAAGCUUUUGGUGUAGAAAAUAUACAAUCAUUUAAAAAACGAUUUUUGGGAUCUGAUAUUAUUCGUCCAGAACUCUUUAAGCCUUAUAAUGAAGAAGAUCCAGUUGAUCAUCUUGCUUUUAUAUUAAGUUCUUCUGGAACCACCGGUCUCCCUAAGGGAGUAAUGCUCACAGACCGAAACUUUUUGGUUAGGAUUGCUCAAUCAAGACAUGAAGACUUUAGCAUAGGUCCACUUCAUGGUCACACCACUUUAGCACUAAUGCCCUUUUUCCACGGAUUUGGUCUAAAUGUUAUGAUAAACGGUCUUGCUAACAAAGAAGAACUUGCAAUCAUGAAACAUUUUGAUGAAGAUAUUUUUUUAAAGACAGUGCAAGAUUAUAAAAUAAGCACUCUAUUGAUAGCGCCACCUUUGGCAGUCUUUCUAGCUAAAAGUCCAAAAGUAGAUAAGUACGAUCUGAGAAGUGUUAAGGAAAUAUUAAGUGGAGCUGCUCCACUCUCUAAGGAAACAGAAAGUGCAUUACAUAACAGACUACGAAACUUAAAUUCGGUACGGCAAGCUUACGGCCUAACCGAAUCGACUUUAGCCGUGACUUCUGGAAGAAGAUUUGACAAAGUAAAACGUGGUUGCAGUGGAUCUGUAAUUACGUAUAUGGCUAUAGCAAUUAAGGAUCCUGAAUCCGGUAAAUCUUUAGGACCUCAUCAAGUUGGCGAAGUUUGUAUAAAGGGUCCAUUGGUAAUGAAAGGAUAUUUCAGAAAUCCCGAAGCCACUAGACAGACAGUCACUUCUGAUGGGUGGUUGAAAUCUGGUGAUUUGGGAUAUUAUGAUGAGGAGAAAUAUUUGUUUAUUGUAGACAGAUUGAAAGAGCUGAUAAAAUAUAAAGGAUUUCAGGUAGCUCCAGCGGAACUAGAAGCUGUGAUAUUAAAUCAUCCGAAAGUUUUAGACGUAGGAGUAGUGGGAGCUCCAGACGAACUCGCAGGCGAACUCCCGCUCGCAUUUGUUGUUAAAAGACCUGGCGUAGAUCUAACAGAGAAAGAACUACAAACAUUUGUUUCUAAAAAAGUUUCGCCACAGAAAAGACUACGAGGAGGAAUAAUUUUCAUAGAUGCUAUACCCAAGAAUCCAAGUGGUAAAAUUUUAAGAAGAGAAUUAAGAAAAUUGGUACCCAAACACACAGUGCAGCGUGAAUCCAAAUUGUAAUAAUUGUUUUAUAACGAACUUUUGUACUUUUAAUGAGAUUGUUUUUUAGAAAAUUGUAAAAAACUUGUUUUGUUGUUUUAUUAAAAAUCUGAACUGAUUUCAAAUCCCAAUUAG
Messenger RNA from Diabrotica balteata, 1845 nucleotides. The record is from the annotation of a GenBank genome assembly. Lineage: Eukaryota; Metazoa; Arthropoda; Insecta; Coleoptera; Chrysomelidae.